AUGGAUACAGGUGUGUUGACCCAAUUCGAUAGGGCUGUCUAUCAGGCGACAAGGGAGAUUUUUGUAGACGAGAAAGCCAGAACCAGAAAGGUCAAAGCUGUGAAACGAUAUAUUAGGGAGCAUCCAGGGGACAGAAGUUCGGUGCUGCAGCUUGUGACUCAGUACGGCGCCGGGACCGUCCAUCAGUCAAUAUUGAGCCUCUUGUCGGAUGAGGUGUACGAGUCGAACUUGAUCGCCAGCCAACGUUUUCCCGAUCUAUUUGAGCCUUCCGUGGCCCAGAGCGAAGCUAGGACUCUAUUGGAAGAAGAAGCGACCAGGACCGAACAGUCUGCGCCCGAGGACAUUAUCCACACCCACGGCGAUGACAGUCAGGAAAACUCGGAAUGGACAGAAGCCACAACGGUCCUGAACGGCAUCAAUGACAGUAUUGCGAGAAAUGACGUUGGCAACACAUCGGUGCUUCCAGUAUACCUACCAUUCCCUGCGGAACAUAUGCUUAUGGAGAAAAUACAAAAGACCCUGGAACUUGCCUGUUACCAAUUUGGAUCGAGAGCUCUUCCCAACGUCAUGCAGAAACAAGGCUGGGAUUGCCCUGAAUCGGUAGAGCUCAGCAAGUGGGCAAAGCUUUUCGGACGCAAGGGAAACCUAGUUUGGGAAGGGAGCGGUAAGCCCUCAAAAGAACUGUUGCAAUCAAUCGCAGCAAUCCGACAUACCGCUGUUCAUCGUCUACGUACCAACUCAGCGGGACUAGAACGAUUUCUCGCUGAUGCAGAAAACCUUGCUGGAAUUCUGGGAGAUAACACAUUUACACAAGCCAUCUCUCAACUACGAAUAGAUACUCAGGCAACGCUUACAGAGCUUAUACGGAACAAGCAGUUUAUCCAGCUGCAACUGGAAAAGGCUCAAGAAGAAAUAGCGAGGCAGCGCGCUGAACUUGAUCAGAAGGAGCAGGAGAUCCUGCGUCGUACGGCAAGCGAGGAUAGAAAAUACCGUGACCUGGCGGGAGAGAGGCUGAAAAGAGCUCUAGAUCUUAUGGGAGACUUGAAAGUAGCUUCGAAUGGUCAAGGUGCAGUGCUGGAAAGCGUUGAUGCUAUCGAGGACGACCCUCUUUCUGAUGACGACAGCGACAUCGAUCACGAAGAGCAAUUCGAAGACUGCAGUGAGGCAUGA
Messenger RNA from Fusarium redolens, 1170 nucleotides. RefSeq lists its product as uncharacterized. The record is from RefSeq and is a predicted model, not a curated record. The transcript has 2 exons. NCBI's taxonomy places the organism in Eukaryota, Fungi, Ascomycota, Sordariomycetes, Hypocreales, Nectriaceae. The coding region runs from base 1 to 1170 and encodes 389 amino acids.